Podarcis muralis (Common wall lizard) is the source of this 3056-nucleotide messenger RNA. Its product is annotated as thyrotropin-releasing hormone receptor-like. Gene Ontology annotation, cellular component: membrane. Lineage: Eukaryota; Metazoa; Chordata; Lepidosauria; Squamata; Lacertidae. The record is from RefSeq and is a predicted model, not a curated record. Gene Ontology annotation, molecular function: thyrotropin-releasing hormone receptor activity. Gene Ontology annotation, biological process: phospholipase C-activating G protein-coupled receptor signaling pathway.
AAACGCAUCGAGGGGGCGCUAGGACCCCGCUGCUGGCAAAGGUGCCUGGGUGCCCACCCAUGGCUGGCAGGCAGAUGCUGAGCAGACUGCGGCAGCUCCGGGUCGCUGUAAAUACCCGAAGCCAGGGAAAGGCGGGCGGACAGGCAGAAGGACGCGACUUGGGGAGGUAGGAAGUCGCUCCAAGACGCAGCCGCGCCCUCGGAUGCCCGCGCCGGUGCCGCUGCCUUCCAAUGGAUACCUGCUGAAGUUCCUCUUGGCUUGGGAGCCCUAAUCAGGCUCAGUCACCAUCAGCAUCAAGGGAAACAACCCAACCAGGACCCACCCAUGGAGAACCAGUCUUGGGACUUCUUUGGGGCUCCGUUGGGCAAUGCCAGCGCCAACCAGACUCUUCUGGACAAGAUGCCUCAGCUGCCCCUGGAAGUGCAAGUGGUGACCAUCUUGCUGGUGCUGCUGAUCUGCGGGGUGGGCAUCGCCGGCAACGUCAUGGUGGUGCUGGUGGUCCUCCGCACCAAGCACAUGGUGACCCCCACCAACUGCUACCUGGUGAGCUUGGCCGUGGCCGACCUGAUUGUGCUGCUGGCCGCGGGGCUGCCCAACAUCUCGGAAGUGGUGGCCUCCUGGGUGUACGGCUAUGCCGGCUGCCUGUGCAUCACCUACCUGCAGUAUCUUGGCAUCAACAUCUCAGCCUGCUCCAUCACGGCCUUCACGGUGGAGCGCUACAUCGCCAUUUGCCACUCCAUCAAGGCGCAGCUGCUCUGCACCGUGGCCCGGGCCAAGCGCAUCAUCGCCUGCGUGUGGCUGUUCACCUCUCUCUACUGCCUCAUGUGGUUCUUCCUGGUGGACACGUCGCAAGUCCUGUUCGCCGACGGCACGCAAGUCAAGUGCGGCUACCGGGUCUCCAGGAACCUCUACAUGCCCAUCUACUUCUUGGACUUCACUGUCUUCUACAUCAUCCCCCUGGGCUUGGCCACUGUCCUCUACGGCCUCAUUGCCCGCAUCCUCUUCAUGAACCCUCUGCCUGCCACCCCGCAGCACGCUGGCCGGCCGAGCAAACAUGGCGGCUCUAUCAGCACCUCCAGCUCCAUGAAACUCUCCUGCCGGGGGAACAAGGGUGCUCUCAGCUCCAGGAAACAGGUGACGAAGAUGCUAGCGGUGGUGGUGAUCCUCUUUGCCCUCCUGUGGAUGCCGUACCGCACCUUGGUGGUGGUCAACUCCUUCAUGGACCCUCCUUACCUGAACAUCUGGUUCGUCCUCUUCUGUAGGCUCUGCAUCUACCUGAACAGCGCCAUCAACCCCAUCAUUUACAAUGUGAUGUCUCAGAAGUUUAGAGCUGCCUUCAAAAAGCUAUGCAAAUGUGGGGGGAAGAGGACAGAGAUUGCCACUCAGUACAACGCUCCUGUCUUCUACAGCACCAUGAAAGACUAUUCCCAUGACAGUUCUGAGCACAACAUCACAGAACAAGAAGAUCUCAAUGGCUACCCAUCAUCAGCAAGGAGGAGUAAACCUUCCAAAUAAACGCAUCACACAAUACCAGCUUUGGUAAUGGCAGCCACCUACUCAAGUAGUUCCAAGAAUGUGUGAACAGCAUGCCACAGGCCUGAUGCUUCCCUCUUGCCAUUUGUACGUAAUAUUUAUACAAGGCCAACCAGUUUGUUUUGUGCUUUAAUGUUAACUUCGGGUCAACCUUGGUCAGCAUUUUGGAUCAUUAGGCGUUCCGUAAAGAUUGUUGUGGUGUGAUGGAAUUUCCUGUGACGUAUGUGUCUCCUAAUUGCGCCCAACGUGCAAUUACAAUUGUGUCAGGGGAGACUGAGGGCAGUGUUCGCGUACCCCAACCCUCCCUGUCGGCCUGGCCCCACUGCUGUCCACACGUUGGAGGGAAUGGUCUGAAGGGGGAAGCAGGUCCUCCUCUUCCAACCUCCCCUUGCAGGGAAGGGCCAGGCCAAUAGGGAUGUGAUUGAGAGAACGUGGCCAACAUAUAUGGCCCCACUCUCCCCUUCACACGAGUGUAAUCACAUGGGAGCGAAUGCCAAAAUAAAGCUAAUACUUGCAGUUGUGUUACGCUUGGUUGUUACCUGCAGCAGCAGCUUUCACUGAGCAUUUAGGCCCCACAAUGGUUACCAUGAAGACUUCAGAAAGAGCUAGUAGAAUAUCCAAGUUACUGUAACUCAUUUUAUCCCAUUACAUUAAGCAAAUUGAGUCUAUUUUGCUCAGUGCCGUCUGUUCUGACCGGCAGUGGCUCUCCAUUGUUUUCAGCAGAGACGUCUUUCCAGUCCUUCUAUACCAGAGAAGCCAUUUCAAUUGGGGGUGCCAGUGGUAAAGCCUUCUGCAUUAAAAAAAACCACACGCUCUCUCUUAUUUCUUUGUGGUCCUUCCCUGCAUGGCUUUGGUGUGAUCAGGGAGAAAGGUCUGUCAGGGUGCCAUCAGUUUGGGCCAUGUGACCUUGAUGCACGACCACUGGAGCAUGUGUCAUUUAUAAUAAAUCUCAAGCUACAAGGUUAACGACCCAUAUGACAGCACCAGGGUAGCUCCUUUAUCACAAGAUUUCUUUUUUUAAAAGGCUUAAAUCACUCAGCAGUAGUAAAGACAUUCCCUUAAGAUUUCACCUAGCGGCUAUCCUCAUUGUUGCAGCUGAUUUGUCAGCUGUUUUAGUUUCUCUGCAGUAUAUUUCCUUCGGAAUAAGCAUAUAUUUUGGUUCUGCACUGCUGGGUGUGUCGUCACUGUAUGGGUGGGUUGCUGUCCGUUGUUAUUUUUUUCUGCGCAGGCAGCUAUACCAGCGAUGGAUAAAAGGUCUCCCUGGUGCACACCUGUAAAUUGUAAAUAUUUGCAACUGUGGUGGCUUGAUGUGCUUUGGGGGGAAAGUACUCCAGUUUGUACCAUUUAUUGAAUCUAUCACCAUGAAAUGUAAAUUGACCGAUCUGCGUUCCAGUUGUAAAAUGAAGCACGUUUCGCAGUUGUUACUGUUUAUUGGUUUAUUGCAUUUGUAGCCAACGUAGUGCUUGCCAGAUGUUUGUGGAAUACAGCUGUAGCCAGCAUAGUCAAUGGCCAGUGAUGAGAGG